AUGCCCUCGUACCAGAUCAGGCCACCGAUUUAUCCAUCAGUCUUAAGCCAGGAUCCUAGACAGGUGAUACAAAACUAGAGGGAAACUCAGCCGAGUUUACUUUCGCAAAGAGUUCUGGGAUUGUUACUAAGGACAGAGAAAAAGAUUGGCCAAUAGCAAUACCCCAGUAACAAUCCAAGAAACAAUCGCGGGUCAAAUUUCUUCUCCGAAAAAAUUCCUUUCUCGUUUCUAAAAAGGCGAAUAACAACUGAAAACUGCUCUCUUUUACUGAGUCAAAGGAGGGAGACUUUCGUGUGCAUUUUAUCCGCAUUUCCGAAGACAAUGCCCAACAUGUUCCGGUAAUUUCUGGAGGUUGUCGAUAGAGGCUGUGUCCAGUCCCUCAAACCGAUCGCGAAAUUUGACAUUUCGUACCACUGGACUAUUUUGGGCAGAGGUUGAAUAAAAGUUUUUCAGUUUAAUAGUUAAUGACAAGUCCUUCGGAAUGUGGAAUUGAUGUUUUCCAUCCUUCAUGAUUGUGCAAUGAACUAGUAACGCUUGGGGCCGGCGGGUACGUCGAGGGUCAUUCUGUCCUGUUCAAUUAAUUAGCCCUAAGAUUAUACCCCCGGUGGAAGGAGGGAGGGAGUGGCUACGCAACAAUGUUUUAUACGGGAAGGUUCCACCCCUAGGCCUAAAUCCUUAAACAUUUAUCGUUGAAGGAGCUCGUCGUGUUUGUUUAGGUUUGGAGUUUCCCCGUAUAAAUUUCAAUGUCAUUGAGAUCUUUGCACCAUCCAUUUAAUAACCAUAAAUCUUACAGAAAGUCGAAUUUCCUUGAGUACCAGGUUUCCCUCGAGCCUUCUUGCUUUCGCGGUCGACUUGUGGCAAGUCUAGGACUUCGAUAACAUAAUGCGUCUUGUUUAUUACUAUUGUUUUAGGUUGAAAAGUAUGCCAAUGAUAGCCUAAACUGGCAUGAGGGAAUUAAAGUGAGAUGGGUCGGAGCUAUAUUAGACGCAAUGAAUGAAAUCCAGAGGAACUUGUCAAGACUUACAACACCUUAUCUACUUGUCCAUGGUGAUGGAGAUCAAUUAGUGAAGAUUGACGGUUCAUGUUACCUACAUGAGAAUUCCCCAAGUAACGACAAGACAUUUAAGGUACACGAAUGAGCUGCUUUACUGACAGCACUGAGCGAACUAAUAGCCUCUCUAUGGGUAUUUCCAACGAAUAGUUAGGGCGCUUGACGGUAUAUAUAUCAUGAUGACAGGAAGAGGCGGUCUUAAAACGGCGUUUCUUCAUGUGGUGAUAUUAUCCUGCCCGGGGUAGGAGUUUCGGCCUCUUUGUUCCAAGCGUAAUUAUUGUGAAUUAUCCCAACAAAAGUCGUGAUUUGUCUAAACCCUUUUAACCCCAAGAGUGACCAAUAUCUAUUUUCUCCUAACAAUGUCACCACAUUUUCAAGCGAAAAGGUUAUGAGAAUUUAUAAAAUAAUCACCAAAGAGGAAAUUCUCGUCUCCAAACGGGUGUCUAAAGAAUAAUAUAGAGUUUUCCAUCUUGGGUCAAUUUUCCGUCCCGUUGUCAUUUUUAAAUCUACCUAUUAUUACUUCAUUAUAAACUUAACUGCGUGUAAAACUUGCUUUGCAGGUGUACAAAAAUGGACGCCAUGAACUGUUGAAUGAGGUGGAAGAAACUGGGAGAGUGAUUUACAAGGACAUUCUUGACUGGAUUCAGCAAAAGCUACCUUGA
This is a messenger RNA of Porites evermanni, 1713 nucleotides long. The record is from the annotation of a GenBank genome assembly. Lineage: Eukaryota; Metazoa; Cnidaria; Anthozoa; Scleractinia; Poritidae.